UUCCAAAGCUUUUGGAAAAGAAGGGAUAGUGAUCAGAAUUCCUGCUGUUAUUUCCCAAAGAACAGAAUCUCGGGUUAAACCAGGAAAGUUCACCGUCCUUGUUUCUGGGUUGGAAAUCCACGACUCAGACUCCUUGCUCAUGCACAGAUUUGAAAGAGAAGAUGUAGAUGACAUCAAGGUUCACACACCUUAUGAAGUCAGCAUCCGCCAGCGAUUCAUUGGGAAGCCAGACAUAGCUUAUCGUCUGAUAUCUGCCAAGAUGCCAGAGGUUAUCCCCAUUUUGGAAGUGCAGUUCAGCAAGAAGAUCGAGUUGUUAGAGGAUGCCUGGAUGUUCGGAAGCACUGCAACCGCUUCCCCAGCAGAGAAGGGCUACUCAGUCUGGCUUGCAGCAUCUGGACCGACGGACCAUGCCUUGCACAGCGAGCCCUCCUCAGGGAGCCAGGAAGGCAGGCCACUUCAGCUACAGACGAGCGAGCUGUUAAUUUCUGACGGGGACGCCCAGGAACUGAGACAGAUCCUGAAGAAACUGAAGGAUCUUGCCUUGGAUGCCGAGACGGAGCUGGAGAGGCAGGAUGAGGCCCUGGACGACCUCACUGCAGCGGUGGACAGGACAACCUUAACCAUUGACAAGCACAAUCGACGAAUGAAGAAACUAACAUAGAAGGAAAAGAAACCAUAGAGGUGUACCCCGUGUGAACAGAAUCUCUCCUCCGGGGCCACAUUCAGGCCUGAGCCGCCCCUCCUACGUGGGCCGCUCGGCCUAGACCCCACAGCCUUUCCUUUCAUUCCAUUUCCCUCUGGUAGACAGGUCAGUGUCUGGUUGUAUUGUGAUCUUCCAACCUAAGCUGAGAGUCUAGUCACCUCAAGGUCAUCCUAUAAAUACUCUUUCACUGCCCAGUUUUUAGUCAAACAUGAAAAUAGUACAAACUACCUAUUUUAAAAAGUAAUUAAUUUUUGCUCUUCUGCCCCAUUUCUAUUCAGAAACAAAAGACAAGUGCUAAUUUUAAGAUAUUUUUUGAAGAUACGCAUUGAUGCUGCUUUCCGCUUGGUUUGGGGUGUCUUAGUGUGUCCCCGGGAGAGCCCCUCAUGGGAAGACAAAGGGGAAAGUAGAGAAAUGGGCGAUCCCCUUUCCUUCUCACCACAGGCCACCCCAGACUGCUCCGCUAGCCCCUCAAAGAUCUACGCACCGAGAGGCUCACUGAGACCUCCCAGAGAUGGUACUUUAAAUUACCUCUCCUACAGCCCUGCCAGGAAGGAGCCUCGAGGCCGUGCCCCGCCCCGCGGCACUGCUCCACUUGCGUCCUAAGCCCUGGAUGUUUUUAAGAAUGAGUUCACAGGUGCAGUGUUAGCUUUCUGGAGCUGCCCUAACGCAGUACCGCAAACAGGGCUUACUGCAAUGCAGAUGCACUCUCUCCCAAGUCUGGAGGCCAGGGUCAAGGUGUGAGCACGCUGUGUCCUUCUGGAGGCUCUAGGGGAGGCUCUUUCCUGCCACUGCCAGCUGCUGGUGCCUCUGGUGUCCCUGGGCUUGUGGCUACAUCACCCUAAUUUCUGCCUCCGUUUCAUCUGGCCGUCUUCCUGUGUCUCUGUGUCUCAAGUCUCCCUCUCCUUUCUCCUGUAAGGACACUUAUCAUUGGAUUCAGGGCUCACCUAAUCCAGGGUGAUCUCUUUGCAAGAUACUUACCUUGAUGACAUCUACAAAGACCCUAUUUCCAGAUAAGGGCACGUGCUAAGGUUCUCAGUGGGCAUGAAUUUGGGGUCACCUAGGGAUGUGCACCCUUGGGAAGCCGACCUAUUCCAAGAAGACAUGGAAAGUAGCCCUUCUAGAAAGUGACGUUCAUAAGGGGUUUUGAUUCUUUUUUUAAUUUGCUAACUUAUAUCCCUAGUCUCUGUUCGUCUCAUUUGGUUUGUACUUACCAGCCUCCAAAAUGAGAGGUGGGCCUGUUCUCUCAAGGUUCCUUACUGUAGUGCAGGCGUGUGAGCAGCUGCUCUUGACAGUGUCUGGUCCAUCAGGGGUCGGAGCUCUCAGAGUUCAGGCCCAUUCCAGGGGCGGUCUGGCCCCGGGCGGCCUCUUCUCCUUAUCCUCAACGACAGGGAGGGGCAGCGAGGGCGCAGCAGAGGUGAUGAUGUGUCAGAAAGGACAGUUACCGAGACCUCAUGACCAGAGAGGCGAGGCGGCAGCAGCUGGAUCCUUGUCCUCACGGAACUUGGAGCAGUGCUGGGGGCGGGGCAGCCCCUGAGGAGCAAGUUCCCCCUAGGCGGAGUGCCUGGUUCUCACCGUGGCCACACACUGGGCUCGGGCCAGGGCCUCAGAAGACACCAACACAUGUGCGUGCACACACCGAUCCCGGGCCCCUCAGUCAGCAUCUCUGUGGACACGCACGCUCCACAGAUGUUUCUAAGGAGCACACAGGACAAGAUCCACAGGCCAAGGGACUUAGCUACCACCAAACCUAUUCUCUCUCUCUCUCUCCAUCUAGCUUGGAGAGCCCUGGGCAACUAAAACAAAAGUGAAUCUUCUCCAUUCAUAAUGCUGUUCCAAAUCCAGGCAUACCCCGCUCAGGGGUUCUCAGCUCAGCCUUCAGUGGCCCAUUGGCACCUCCUUGUCCUGAAAACAGAUACUAUCCAGCACUCAUGUGGCAUCAGGGCUGCACACACCUCGGCUGCUAACAGGCCUCUAGAAAGCAGGGAGUGGGACCCGGCUGGUGGCCUCUCCCUGUGAGUUAGCGCUGAGUGCUCUGGGCCUCACCUUCUCCUUAUCCAUCACUUGGGAACGCAUAAAGCCCCAACACUCUGGGCAUACAGGGGUGUGGUACUGAAGACAUUGUACCACUAGAGGAUUAUUCUCCAGGACUUUUCCCUCCCAUGAAUAAUUGUUAGAGACUAUGGUCUGUCUAUGUGGAGACUUAAGAGAGUAAAAAAAAAAAGCCAUCAAGAGCCAUUUUAUACUAUUCUAUAAACCUUGGCUCCAGAGUUAAGUUUUUUUAAGCAUAACCCCUUCCAAGAAGUAGCAGAAAAUCCAUCUGUCAGACCUUUAGUCACUAAGGCUGAAACAAAGUUGCCAAGAACCCUGUAAAGCCAGGCAGUGACUCCCACAGCACACUGGUCCCCAGCCCAGGUGCACUGACUCCACCUCCCACCGCUCCCUCCACUCCUGGUGCUCCGGCUCUGCCUCCACAUUCUGGACACGGGAGGGGCACGAGGGGGAUCGGACACUGGGAAUACCGGGGGAAGGAGAGGAGCAGGUAGGCUGGGGAUCUCCUGCCAUCCUCAGGCAGCCCAGGAGCUAAGUGUCAUGAUGCCUGGAACCCAGUGGAUCCCAUCAGGUGAGCAGACCCUCAAGAGACUGGCAGGAAUGGCGCACAAUCCCAUUGUCUGACCAUCAUCGCUAGUGUUUGGCUCAGGACCUGUUGUGUCUCCUGUUUUGUUUUUUUACUUUCCUGUUACGGAGCUUGCCCUCUGACAUUGAUUGGUUCGUGUACAGGGUCAAGCUCACCCAUGUGCUUUAUUUCAAAAUCUGUUUGCCCUUAAACCUGUGGCGGAGGGAAUGGAUUCUGUUAGUUUGUUGUCACUCCUUAAGGCGUUUGCACUUCCUAAAAUACGAAAUGCUUUGAGCUCAGCUUUACACUCUGUAAAGGUGGGCAAAAAUGCAAGACCCACGUCUAAUGCAGCUGUGAGACCAACGUGGAGCUGAAAUGAAGCUGCUUUGACAUUUCAUCAAAAACGACUGAAUCUUCCGUUUGUUUAGGGCAGAGGUCAGCAGACUGUCUAUAAAAGGCCAGGUAGAAAAUAAUACUUCAUUUUUCAAGCCAUCAUGACGUCUGUUGAAAUGUCUCAGGCCUGCUGUUAAAUGAAGGCAGCCUGGGCUUCUGAGCAGACUGACAUGCUAUGCUCCCAAUAAAACCGCCUGUGAGAUUAGAACGUGUAUGUCAUGUGUUGUGAAAUGUUUUGUCUUGUUUUGGUUUUCUUCUUUAAGCCAUUUGAAAAUUCAGGCAUGCCUUAGCUUGCAGGUUGUGGGAACAGGCUGCAGGUGUCUGUAGCCACCUGCCCAGGUGGGUGCGUUCCUUUUGAGGUUUCAGGUCAGAGUUGUGCAGCCUGGGCUGCCCUGAGGGCAGCGCCCUUCCCUCCUCAGCCCGAGCCCGGCCCAAGCCCGUCACAUAGCACUGCUGCCGGUGGCCAGAGCUGAGCCUAGGCUCGUGGCUGGGAGGCUUCUUGGUAUUCUUGCUAUAAAAGGUGAAAAAGGACAUAAUGGAAAAGACAAAAAGAACAUAAUGAAACAUGAGAAAUUAAUGACAAAAUCUUUAAAAGAGUCUAUUGUGAAAAAAUGGAGACAUGAAAAAUGUUUGAUGGAGGGGGGGAUAGCUCAGUGGUACAGUGACUGUUGAGCAUGCACGAGGUCCUGGGUUCAACCCCCAGCACCUCCAUUAGUAGGUAAAUAAAUAAACCUAAUUACCUACCCCCACCGCCGAAAAAAAACCCAAAAGAAAAAAGAAAAAUGUUUGAAUACAUUUGAAUGUGUGUAGAUUCAUGGUUAUGGUUGUAUUUGGGUAUGUCUUAGAGAAAGUGACUCUGUCUCAAAGUUGAUCAUUAAGGAUUCAGGAUCUAAUGUCAGAUGUAAGUUCUUUAUGAUAUAAAAAAAACUUGUCUCUUCAGAUUUCUCUGGAAAUAAAAUGAGCAGAUGAAGGAU
This is a messenger RNA of Vicugna pacos (alpaca), 4684 nucleotides long. NCBI's taxonomy places the organism in Eukaryota, Metazoa, Chordata, Mammalia, Artiodactyla, Camelidae. The record is from RefSeq and is a predicted model, not a curated record.